Electrophorus electricus (electric eel) is the source of this 386-nucleotide messenger RNA. The record is from RefSeq and is a predicted model, not a curated record. Lineage: Eukaryota; Metazoa; Chordata; Actinopteri; Gymnotiformes; Gymnotidae.
CAUGGACUCUAACAUCACCCAGCAGGCUAUGAACGAGAUCGAAACGCGGCACACCGAGAUCAUCAAGCUAGAGAACAGCAUCCGUGAGCUGCACGACAUGUUCAUGGACAUGGCCAUGCUGGUGGAGAGCCAGGGGGAGAUGAUUGACCGUAUAGAAUACAACGUGGAGCACGCGGUUGAUUACGUGGAGCGGGCUGUGUCGGACACCAAGAAGGCCGUGAAGUACCAGAGCAAAGCGCGGAGGAAGAAAAUUAUGAUUAUUAUCUGCUGUGUGGUUCUAGGGGUUGUUAUUGCUUCCACUGUCGGGGGGGUGUUGGCCUGAAAAGCUCACCGCUCACAACACACACCAGUGUCCCACAGCAAACCCACACAUACACACACUUGCA